Molecule: messenger RNA, 1056 nt
Organism: Cladophialophora immunda
Lineage: Eukaryota; Fungi; Ascomycota; Eurotiomycetes; Chaetothyriales; Herpotrichiellaceae
Exons: 4
Coding region: 1-1056 (351 amino acids)
Biological process (GO): DNA-templated transcription
Cellular component (GO): nucleus
Molecular function (GO): zinc ion binding; DNA binding
Source: RefSeq, a predicted model, not a curated record
AUGCGUAUGAUUGCUUACGUCCCACACGAUGGUACAGCUACGGGCACUGGAAACAUGAACGAGUCACUGUACAGACAAGUCAAACGAAUGCUCCUUCUAACCGAGCUGGAGUGCAAACCAUCCUUGGACCUAGUCCAGGCUUGGCUGUUGAUGGCAAGUUACGAAAUAGGCCAUGGGCUAGAGUCGGCCGCAUACCUGUCCAUUGGGUCAUGUGCACGGCUGGCCAUCUUGUUAGGACUCGAACGUAAAUUCGACGGUGGCGCUAAUUCGACAUUGAUGGAGGAGAAAUCCCGUACCUGGUGGGGAAUUGUUAUCGUGGAAAGACACAUCAAUUUGGCAUUCCCCCACCGACCUUUACUCACGUCGGAUCCAGAGGCCAACGGCUACCUGCCCGCGUAUGAUGAUGAUAAGUGGGAUGAUGGGUCCGGCCAAUCUCGUGCCUCCGUCCCAAUGACAACUUCCUCGGACAUUCCAGCGGGACCUUUUGCACGGGAAGUCCAAGCAGCAACUCUGCUUGGACGCACUCUCACCCAUAUCACAAAACCGACGCCCGAUGUUGAAUUCAAUGUGGCAGAAUCGCGCCAAUUAGACCGCACCUUGACUUCCUUUCUCAGCGUCCUGCCCGCUGAGGAUGUGCUCAAGCCCUGUUCUGCCUAUUGUGGCGCCAUGGGAAUAUGUACCAGUGCGCUACUACUCCUGCAUACUUAUGAGGUGAACCACCAACACAACUUCCAAAACGACUGGCACAACUUCCCUUCAUCUCAAGAUGCCAUAGGUUUCUGCUGUGAUUUCGUCAUCGAGCGGGCAGCCAAGUAUACCUCGGAGCUGGCCACGGUUGACAUCGACAGCCUCUCGCCCUUUGCUCCGCACGCCAUCUAUCAGGCUUCUGUCCUCCAAUAUCGAUUUUUGGCCCAGAGUGGUAGUAACAAGCAUACAGCUGAUAUCCGUCUUCGGUUGGACAUGCUGGAAGAGAUGUUGGCUUCAUUCAGCCGGCGAUGGGGCACUGCAGGUGAAGGGGUCCCCUUCCAUGUUCGUGACAUGCCGUUUCCUUACUGA